Molecule: messenger RNA, 3574 nt
Organism: Branchiostoma floridae (Florida lancelet)
Lineage: Eukaryota; Metazoa; Chordata; Leptocardii; Amphioxiformes; Branchiostomatidae
Product: DC-STAMP domain-containing protein 2-like
Exons: 17
Coding region: 188-2932 (914 amino acids)
Cellular component (GO): membrane
Source: RefSeq, a predicted model, not a curated record
AAAGCAUCAUGAGCUGGCUGGGAAAAGUUUGGACAACCAUGGUUUCGACUCCCUCAUUGACACCACAGAGACUCAAGGGUUCGGUUGGAUACGAGAGAAGCUCACAGAAAGGGAAAUCCUACAAAAUGCUUUAGAUAGGAUAUAAUUUUUGUUUCAUUUCAGCAAGAUUUCCGUGUGAAUAUACAAGAUGUCAGCCUUAUUGAAGAUGGUCGGCAAGGUCUGCUUCAAGUGUUUCGGGAAAUGCUGCAAAAAGUGCUGCAAAAAACUGGGGAAGAAAUGCGCCAAGCAGUGUGUCAAAUGCUGCAAGAAGCAGUGUAAAAAAUGCUGCAAGAGGCGCCUGAAGCAAAUGGCCAAAAACAAGGCAAAGGAGAUGAUGGAGAAAGAGAAAGAAACGAAAGCGUCUGCCCAUAUCGAGAGGGUGAAGUUUCUUGCUAAACAGUACCAUCCCAUGGGUAAAUGGGACGAGAGGUGUUCUUGUACAAUCUGCAUUAAGUGUGUGGAGAAGCUGUGUUGUUGUCUAUGCACAUCGGAAGUGACAGAAUCGUCUAACCCCAUACGAAGAUGCUGCAUCACCGGCACGAGGGAGAACAGCAUAGCAAAGACCUUCCUCGGUUUUAUCUCUGGCCUAAUGUUAACGGUUCUCCUGUACUAUUUGAUGAUCCGCCACAUGAACUACUCCAAGGGAAGCGCGGAUACAGCUGGCUGUAUCCUUGGAGUCAUCCUCACGGUGGGCAUGGCCGUGUCAGCCAAGUUCCGCUGCACCAUCCUCCUCAUGCUACCCAACUUCUUCUCAAGCCGCGGCCGGUCUGUUGCGAUGGCGUACGCCAUGGUGUUGGUGAUGUCCGGUCCUUACGUCAACCUGCAGCACAACAUCGAGGUGGGGUCACGGAGCAUGUCAUGCGGGUCAGCUCUGGCUGCGAACCAAUCAGAGGCUCUGGCUGAUCUCAUCAUGUCGCCAGUCUCGCAUAUAAUAGACGCUGUAGAAGACGUCAUCCAACAGCUGCAGGAAGCCGCAGAGAAAGCCAAGAGGGGGUUUAUAGCCGUCAGGGACACCAUUUAUUCAGUAGGAAAUACCAUUAAGAAGGCGGCAGAAUGGCUGGACAGCCUUGCGGAAGGGUGCGGAGAUAAAAUGGACGCCUUGGAAGUCUGCUUAGACCAGAUGCUUUACAAAAACUGUUUUUUUUGUGGCAUGAUCCCGUGGAGUAUUCGGCAAGAUAUGUGCAAAACUGUGAACAAAGUAGUCGGAAAGGCUUUGUGUAAGGCAACGAAAAAGAUCAAGGACAUGGCUCACAAGCUGAUUGUUACGCCUGCCGCAAAUGCUAUGAAAAACCUGGAGCGCGAGUUCUACUUUGACGUGGACAUCUAUCACAACUACACUCUUGUGAAGGACGUAUCUAAGUCUGGCAAAGAGAUCAGGGAAGAAAUCCUUCAAGAGAUCAAGGGAAGAACAGAGACAUUCAGGACACUGAUCCGGUCUGUAAGCAAUGUCAUGGUCAUCACCUUUCUCGUCUUGUACAUCAAGGCCGUUAGCUACCGGAGGAAGUACAUGACCAAGGACAGGUUUGACAACUUGUACAUUACGGAAGAGUUUAAAGCCAUGGACAAGAAGCGGAAUGAUAUGUGGAAGGAAACCGUCCUGCCUCUAGAUUACAGAGACUACUACAGAUACAUCCAUCCCGCCGGUUUCCGCAUGUGUAAGGCGGAGAAAAACAACCUCGGCAAAGGUCUGAUCUUCUGGCUGAUCAACGUCAUCUACGGAGGGUUCAUCAUGGCCAUGGACUGGUCGCAGUGGUGGCUGCUCACGAUGGUCGCGAUCCACGCCGACAUGCAAAUUGACGCCAACCCUCCCCACCGUAUCGGCAUGCAGAUACAUGGGGACGGGAUGUUAGCGGAUAUGUACCGUGUGAUCAUCACCAGUUUUGACCCCAUAGCGGCGGAAGACUUCACCUUCGACACAACCAAGUGUUUACCUAAUCCAAGAUUCCCAGACCUUUCCGUGUACAAGAGAAUAGGUUUGAUUUACGGUGCUUGCCUGUUCACCGUUAUUUUCGAGUCCUACGGAUUGCGCCUGCGCAGAGCGACCUGUGCAAGCUACUUUCCCGACCGGGAACGAGAACGAGUUGUCUGGCUGUACAACCACAUGCUGAAGAGAAAAGGGGGCCUAGCGGCGACCCUGAGAAAGUGGGCGGCGCGAAAGGCGAUAGAACGAAUGGCAGAAGAGGCUGAUCAGGAGGUUUCGUUUGGCCCAGACCGAGAAGAAUACGACUCAAACGUGCUGGACAGGUGUGCGUCAAGCUUUCCAUGUGUUGAAAGGCUGUUGAAAAUGUGCGGCUGGAAAGGGAAGAAGUUCUGCAUAUCUUGCGCCAAACCAGGAAAGCAGGAGGACAAAAAGAAGUUUAAACAUUGCGAAAAUGCCGGCUGCAAAGGGAUAUUUUGUUUGGCUUGCUGGGUCCAAAUCAACAACACCUGCACACUGUGUAUGCGCCCUGUGGACUAUUCAGAUGCUGCGUACGUCAGUGAAGAACUAGAUUCUAGUGACGAAGAGGAAGUAAGAAAACUCCACCAAGCUAGAAAGAAGCGCAGCUCGGGAUCAGAACUGAGGCUGCGACGACUGAAGAAAGAACAGAAGAUGGCAGAAAAGCAAGAGGGUGAAGAGGAAACAAAGCCUCCUGAGGCCAGCGUGGAGGAAUCAGACGACAGUGAUGCCGACACUGACCUGGACAUGGGUUACCAAUACACCUCAGCCGAUUCUGAGUCCGAUUCUGAAGAUAAUGACGCAACAAGAGUGAGGAGCAACAUUGAACUGGUGACUUUCCAAGACGUGACUUGCGCAGUAGAACACAGUGGAUAUGACGGGAAUUACAUCGGACAGGAUCAGACAUACCAAUACGGACACGACGACCUAACGGAUAUACGUAUAGACAGACAGUAGUACUUGCAUACAAAUAUAGUGAUUCUACCACUUCUUCUCUUUGAUUUACAGUGGGAAUCGAUAACUUGUGUAAUCUUGCUAUAGACUACAGGACAAAGACCUUUAUAUUAACAAGAGUUCAGAGACCUCAUACCGGCAUGACAUAUUCAUUUUUUGUAAAUUUCUUGUUUUAUCUUGUUUCAUUGAUUAUGCAAAUACCUCUGUAGGAAGCGUAAAUCUAUCUUAAAUGGUGAUCUUCUCCACACAAAAAUAGAAUACUACAUUGGACAUGUGACAGUCUAUUCCUUUGGCAGAAUUCCCUAUCAUAAUAAUAAUAAUGGUUUAUUUCACAGAAGCAUUUCGCUGCCUUUAGGCUGAAUUGCACACUCCUUUCACAAGAGAGUCAAAAAUCGACUGUGGGCAUUACAAUUGAUUAAUAUACAGCUGGGUAAAAUCCUAUACAUAAAAUUUACAGCCUUAAGAUUAAAAGUAUUUUUAAAUUCUAUUGAUAUGAUUUACAGCAACAGGAUAAUCUCAGCGUUUGUAAUGCUUUCUAAUCUUGAACAUUUUACAUCGGUGGUCGAUACAAUACAUGAUCAAUUAACAAUACAAUAACAAUACAAGAAAUAAAAUUUGAUGGGGUUUUCAUUCACAUAUCAACUU